Gallus gallus (chicken) is the source of this 6866-nucleotide messenger RNA. RefSeq lists its product as uncharacterized. The record is from RefSeq and is a predicted model, not a curated record. The transcript is spliced from 2 exons. The coding region runs from base 5818 to 6726 and encodes 302 amino acids. NCBI's taxonomy places the organism in Eukaryota, Metazoa, Chordata, Aves, Galliformes, Phasianidae.
ACUGGAUGGGGCUAGAGCUGGGUAAGGAAGAACAUCUGGGUGGGGGAACAGCUGGGAAGGAGCACAUCUGGAUGUGGGUGGCACAGCUGGAUGGAGAUAUCAUAACAGAUGGCAUUGGCACAGUUGGGAAAGGAUUUCCAAAGUGGAGAAGAGGCAAAUCUGGAGCUGGGGCAUAGCUGGAUGGAGUUGCACAGCUGGAUGGUACUGCACAGCUGGAUGGCAUUGCACAGCUGGAUGGAGCGGCACAGCUGGAGAAGGGGUCAUCAUUCCCACCUUGCAAAUAUCUGGAUUGAACCGGGCAUUGGGAUGCUCCCAAUCCCCCCCCAGAACAGGGUUUCCAGGAUGGGGAAGAGGAUGGGGACGUUUCUGCCUCUGCUCACAGCUGGAUUACACCGGCCAACAUCUCGAUUGCCCCAGCUGCAGCAGGGCAGAGGGGUCAGUGCCUUCGCUACUCAUUAACCAACCCAUAGAGCCGCUGCACUUCCUGAGCAGGGCCAUUAAAAUGCAAUAAGGAAAGGAGCCCGGGGGACAGCGUGGGUAUGAAAGAACGAUGCAGAAAGAGCCUGAGGAUGCAAAUCUUGCAUGGGAUGCUGGGCUCAGCCCUUCCUUCCCAUGUGAUCCUGCGCUCGGUCUGCUUUGCCCUCCGAAAUGAUUUUGGUUGCCUCCUUCUUAUGGGGUCCCAUUUUACGGGGGGAGGUGACGAUGGAGCACAAUGCGGGGUGCUCCCCAGCACCGCCUCAUUGCAGUGAAGGGUUUGGGGUGUGGGCCUGGCUGUGGGGUAGGAGAUGGGGCGGGGUGCCUGCAUCCCACUGGCGCCUGUAUGAGCACGGACAGGGCUGGCUCACAUCGAUCCUGGCACUGCAGCGCUGCAGGGAGAUCACUUCUGGCAGGAGGAAUGGUGGAGAUUUGCAGCCACAGCCGGGCCGGAGCCAUCAACCCUGUCCUGGGGCUGCCCAGGCAGGUGGGGAUGGGGUGGGGAUGGCUCGGUGCCCUCGUGAAAUUCCCAGCUGCCGCGGGGAGCAGGAAACCGGGGGGGGAGAAAAGGUGUCUGCGGAGCGGAGCAGCAAACACGCCUUGUGCAAACACGCCUGGCAGCAUUCUGCAGAAAAGCAGGGCUUUCCCCUCGUGCCACCGCGCUGCUGGGGGGAGACGGGGCCGAGAAGGGGCACGACUCACUGCUGUGAUGUAUCCCACCUGUCUGUCUAUAGAGCUCAGUGUGAGCUGGGGAAGAGCUGAUGUCACCGCCCCGCCGGUGUCCUUGCAGGCGCCCAAGGUGAGCUCGGCAGUGGGGACACUGUAAAUAAGGGGAAGGAGUGACAAACACUGAGAACCAGCUGCUCCUGGCUGCUCACCGACCUCACCCCUCUGCCCCAUCCAUCCAACCCAGCCCUGUGGCACCUGGGAUAGAAGAGAGCCAAAAAUCUGCUGUUUUCGGGGCCGAAUAUGGCUUUUUUUUUUUCACCCCAAUUGCAGCCGCUCAGUCAGGUGAGCUAUUGGCAGAGCAGGCGCCUGCAAGGAUUUCUUCUCAUUCCUCUCACAAAACCAGAGGGUUCCUGGCUCAUUUGGAAGAGAGUCAACAAGUUAUGCGAAGCUCCUGGCUGCGUUUUGAGUCAUGAAAAGAAAUUUCCUCCUGGAGACGUCAUUUUGAGAUUACCAACCCAUGGACGGACGGGACGGAUUUGGAGAGCACUGCGCGUUCCCUUGGCCAAGGGACAACGCUCUUCCUCUCCACCCCUCACCCCCCACAUUUUGGGGCUGCAAAGGGAGAAACGGGAGCGUGAGCGCUCUCAUUUCGAUGCUCUUCUCAUGCAGACAGAAGGGAGGGGAAGCUCUCUGGGAGGAGUAAUUGGGGAAAGCAAACAGCCGCGCUGUUGGGCUCAUCUUUGCUUGCCACCAAUUGAAUUAAUCUCUGGCACAAAGGCCUGGUACGGCGGCUGGGCUUGGCCUCACGAGACCUUCUGGCUGCCUGGUUCCUGCCCUCCGGCUGCAUGCUGCCAGUAAUUGCAUUUGCAGUGCUUGCAGGAGAGCUGCGUCGCUGCCGGCUGCUUUUCUUGCCUGGCUUUGGGUGCCCGUGCAUCCAGGAUAUCAGCUGUGGGCAGGAGACGUCCCCUUGGGUUACCUGAGUGUCCCCUCCAAGCUGUGUCCUCCCCACAGCAGUUGGCUGGGCACCCACCCAGCUGGGCGCCCAUCCAGAUGUGCACCCAUCCAGAUAGGAGCCCCAUCCCACUGUGUUGCAGUUGAGCUGCCUGCAUGCAGCUGUGCCCCAUUCAGGCGUGCCCUAUCCAGCUGUGCCCUGUCUGCCCACGCCUAUCCAGCUGUGACCCCAUUGAACCGUGCCUUGUUCAGUUGUGCACCCAUCCAGCUGCGCCCCAUCCAGCUGUGACCCUUUUGAAGCAUGCCUCGUUCAGUUGUGCAGCCAUCCAGCUGUGAACCAUCCAGCUGUGUCACGAUUGAGCUGCCUGCAUCCAGCUGCACCCCAUUAAUCAGUGCCCCAUGCAGCUGUGCCCCAAUCCAGCUGUGCCUCCACCCAGCUGUGCUCCCAUCCGGAUGCAUUGCCUUCCAGCUGUGUCCCCAUCCUAACGUGCCUGAAUCCAGUUGUGCCCUCAUCCUUUUGGGUGCGAAUCCAGCUGUGCUGCCAUCCAGCUGUCCCCACCCAUCCAUGCCCCCAUCCAGCUGUGUGCAUCCAGCUGUGCCCUCAUCCAUCUGUGUCCCGCACCACCUGUGCCUCCAUCCAGCUGUGCCACCCCAUCCAGCUGUGCCACCCCAUCCAGCCGUUCCCUUGCUGGUCCCUUCCCGCUCACCCAACUGCAGAUGGUUUGCGUGAGAAAUCUAAUUCCUAAAAGCCAUUUCAAGUGGAAAUGAUGCCUAUUCCUUGUGUCCUUCUCCUGACACUGCCAGCCUGCCAGGUGGCAGACCUGGUCAUGCUUGCUAAUGAGGUUUGAUUUCUUCUUUCUCUGUUUUAACCAUUUUUCCAGCAAUUUUUCCUUGCAGACACACAGACACCUGCUACCACAGCGAGAGCAGCCUGCAGUUGGGCAGCAUGAGGUCCCAGAUGCCAUUUUUUGGCAGAGAAGGUGGCUUUUUUGGUGGAGGUGGUCUCACCCCUCGAAUCACAGAAUCAUAGAACCAGAGGGUGGUUGGAGAUGGAAGGGACCCCUAAAGGCCAUCUCCUUGCAAAGCACAGGGACACCCACAGCCCCAUCAGUGCUCACAGCCCCAUCCCCCGACCUCGGGUGUCUCUCUUGAACCCCAUUCUGACAGUGCCCCUUUGCUGAACCAACCCUCACCGUGGUCAGACUGCUGCCCAGGACCAAGCAGAAGAAAAGCCUUCCCAUGGCGCUUAGUCCAACCUCCAACCCCACUGUCAGAUGUGUCCCAGUUUUGGGGCCCUGGUCCCCAUUCCUCACUGGGGAGAUGGGCUCCUGCUGCAGCCUUGAGCACCCAUUCUGCCAGGAAAUCAUGCCUUUGCUGGGAAUUCAGACAAAAAAGCCUUGGUUUGGCUCCAAGUGGGACCUGACCUGCAAGUACGUGAUGUUACUGCGCCUCAGCAUUUCUCAAGAAGUGAGCUUCAGCCCCUUUUUCCUCUCCAGCCUGUCUUCCUCCAGCCCUGCGGAUAUCAAUGGGGGAGGAGGAAGGGAGAGCUGAGCACGCGGGUGAUUAAUGACUGCAUCUCUGCAGGCUUCCUUUCCUUGAGCAAGCACACCCGGACAUGCCUUGGAGACACGGGGUUGCUUCCUCUCCUUGCUUUCAUUUGUCCAGAAGUCCUAAAGGAGCCGAGCCGAGUGGGCAUCAGUGCCUCUGGUUUCACAACGGGCGCUUGGGGGUGGAGAUGUUAUCCACACGUGGAUGGGUGAAUCUCUGCAGCCAACAAACCGCAGCACCUGGGGGUGUUUGGCAAGAACUCCUUGCAUCCCCAACAGACAGGAUCACCCAGCUCUCAAUAGAUGGCUCAACGUGAUGCUUCCAGCCCUGCUGGAUUCCCUCCCUGGGAUCCCAAAGCAGAGCCAUUCCCCGCAUCCCCUCAGAAGCUGGACUCCACUUCUAGUGCUCCAAAAAAGAGAUGGUGGAUGUGGCGUGCGUUGAGCUCACCAGGGACUCGGGACCACGGUUCGACUCUCCCAUCCGGAUGGAUGCAAUUUUCAUGCCAUUUUCAGCCCGUGCAAUUGGUGGAUGGAUGCUAAUUCCUUCACUGAUCUAUUUUUUUCCUCAAUUAAAGGCAAUCUGCGCUGUUGACUCAGGCUCGGGUCCUAAGGGGCACAUGCGGUGGAAGAGCCCAGCCACCACCGAGGGGACCGAAGCGGAUGUUGGUUUUAUUUUGGGAGCCGGAACAGAGCGUCGGCGACGGCGCGUUCUGCAUGGAGCAGCCCACGUGCCCUUCACUUCUCUGUUUCACUUCUGCUUUAUGGAAAACGUUGCCAUGCUCGGCCACGCGGAGCAAAACAGGAAGCCAGAUCCCAAGGGGGAGCUUUUCAAUUCCUCGAAUUUGCCUCUUUCUCCUAAAGAGGCAACCAGGAUUUGCUGGAAAGGGGUAGAAUGAGAGAAAUGAGGAAGAAGCUGGGGAUGAGUCUUCCUACAUACUGCAGGCUUCAGCUCAUAGUGAAAGCAAAUGCACCACACGCACUGAACAGGUUGCCCAAGGAGGCUGUGGAUGCCCCAUCCCUGCAGGCAUUCAAGGCCAGGCUGGAUGUGGCUCUGGGCAGCCUGGGCUGCUGGUUGGCGACCCCGCACAUAGCAGGGGGUUGGAACUGGAUGAGCACUGUGCUCCUUUUCAACCCAGGCCAUUCUGUGAUCCUAUGAUUCUAUGAUUGUAUGGGGAGAUUUGGGGGGAUACUCCUGAUACUGACGCUAAUUCAUGGGAAUUCUGUGCUGAUGGAGCAGGGUGGACUCAGAUUUUGGAGGGAUGCAUUCCCUGCUCAGCAGAGCUCAGAUCAGCACCAGCUCUUGGCAGCACCCUCUAAACAACCCUGGGCGCAGCGCUGGUGCCCAGACGCUUUGUACAAACACGGAGGUGAAACCAUAACAAGGGGAAUACAGUCCUGGGGGGUCCCAGCCAUCAGCUGUCUGGGUUGGGCAUCGCUGCUGCUCCUUCUUUUCUGAUGGGGUCUGUGCUUGGGGAUGCUGUGCUCAGUCCCAGCUGGUUUUCGGUUGGGCACAUGUGAGAAUGGCCAGCCACAUCCCUGGGGUUGUCCCAUGGUGGUCAUCUGCCGAUGGGUGGAAUAGUAGAAUCACAGAGUUAGGUUGGAAAAGACCUCUAAGAUCCCCAAACCAAACCGCAUCGCACCCCACCGUGCCCACUGCCCACGUCCCUCAGUGCCACAUCCCCACGGUUCUGGGACUCCCCCACUCCUUGGGCAUCCUGUGUCCAUGCUCCAUGGAUGAGGACUCAUCCACUUCCCUGAGCAGAUGGGUGGGGGUGGGCUGCAGCUUGUAGUGGGCUUGGAGGAGGUGAAUCCGGAUGGCCUGGGCUCUACAGCUCUGUGAUGUGUUAUGGACGUUGGGACAGGCUCAAAGGGUCUGCAGAAGCAGCAGAGCACACACUCAGAGCCUGAAGUAACACCAUACAACAUCAAGAUGUGGGUGGAGGGGCCGACGUCUCCUUGUCUUGUGGAUUCUGUUGCCCACAUGGGGCAGGAACAACCCUUGCCUCAGUUUCCCCACUGCACACGGGGUUGAAUGCUCUGUUUUUCCAGCUUGGAAAUUGCACCAGGACUCUCACGUGGAGGCUGCAGCCCCAUCUGCUGCAGGGAAAGCUCCUGGAGCAGCCAGCCCCAGACCUGCCCAAGCCAAAAAUGCUGAAGCAGGUCCAUCCCGUUUGGGAUGUGUUGCACAAACACAAAGGCAGCAGCGAUGGGGGGAGGAGAGGAAUUGCUGGUGAACGAGAUCAGCUUGUUCCCUGUGUGUGUCGGCAGGCAGAGCGGGCAGCAGUGGGUGGCCUGGCUCACAGCACCACUGCUGCACGUCACAGCUGCUAUUGUGCAGAUAUCAGCCUCUCUGAUGUGCCUUAUUUCCAUCCUUCUUCCCACAAAUGCAUUCUUCUGUUUGCUUGUUUGUUGUCUUUUAAUUGCAUUUUAUUUCAUGUCGUGUCACUGCACCGCACUGCAUUGCAUCGCAUGGCAUUGCACGUUAUGUCAUUGCACAACAUUGCAUUUCGUUACAUGUUAUACCAUGGCAUGCCAUUGCAUUUCAUUUCACUGUAUGUCCUGGCAUGACGUAGCAUGCCAUAUCCUUGCACUACAUUUCAUGUCAUUGCAUGCCAUUGCAUGCCAUGCCAUUUCACAGCAUCUCACUUUAUUGCAUGCCGUGUCAUAUCCUGUCCUUGAUCUGCAAUUCACUUCAUUGCAUGCCAUUCCGUUGCAUGCCACUGCACACCGUGCCAUUGCAUGCCAUCCCACUGCAUGGCAUCUCGUUGCAUGUCAAAGCAUGCCAUGUCAUUGCACUGCACUUCCUCACGCUGCAUUUCAUUGCAUAUCAUUUCAUUGCAUGUCCUCGUAUGCAAUGCCACGUCACUGCACGACGUUCUGUUUCACUGCACUGCACUGCACUGCUUGUCACAUCGCAUCAUGUCCUUGCACAGCGUGGCGUGUCACUGCGUUGUGUUGCACUUUUUUGCCACGUGGGCACUGCCAGACAGCUCAGACCCACAGCCAGGCUCAUGGAAAGCCCUCGAGCACUUGGGAGCUCUUUCUGCAGGCUGCUGGCGGGCUCCUGUAUUCUGUUCACAUGUAACUGAUCUCAGCAGGGUGGAAGCUGCUCUAGCAUAAACUUUAGGGAUAAACCAGCCAGAUUUAUGAUCAACAGAAGGUCGUUUUCUUUACGAGGGGGAAUGGAAGAAAGCAGGGCAGCGUGGUGAUGGUAAAUCACAGCGA